CCGGGGUCUAAACUUGGAUAGGGAGGGUCUUCAGUCAGCUGUCGUGUACCACCGAGCACUUUCUGGAGUUUAUAGACCGGUAAAUCACAUAUAAACCAGUGAAAGAGCACUUACAUCGUCAGUAAACUUCUAGAACUCAUACAUGAGUACAGUAGUAGGUUUAGACUUAGGGGCGUAAUCACUCGCCUGGAGAGUUUUUGCGCUUUUGUUGCCAAAAAAAAAAAACACGGAAUUUGUUUUGCGCUCUUUUAAAUAAUUGAUCCUUUUCGGUAGCAACAGCAACGCGACCUCCUGGACAGAAAAGUAGUCUAAACUCACUUUUCCCAAGUUUCACUAUGGCAGAAGGGGAUUACUACACUUUGGGCAACCGACAGAGGAUUCCACGGGAUCCGUUCCGGGAACAGUCACUCGCAUCUCGCUUUAUGGAAGAUGACUUUGGACUGCCACCCUUUCCCGAAGAGUUAUCGAUGGAAUGGCCCGGCUGGGCGAGACCUCGGCUGAGCACCCGCCUCGACGCGCCGUGGUCGGGCUCUUUGCGCACGGGCUUCCCGCGGACGAGCAUGGGCUCGCCGCAGGGCUUCAGCUCCAUGUACAGCGAGAGCCCUCGCCGAUCCAGCGCGCCCCCGACCAACCCAGACGAGCCGUGGAAAGUGUGCGUGAACGUGCACAGCUUCAAACCCGAGGAGCUUAAUGUCAAAACUAAAGACGGUUUUAUAGAGGUGUCAGGGAAACACGAGGAAAAGCAAGACGAGGGAGGAAUUGUUACCAAAAACUUCACAAAGAAAAUUCAAAUCCCAUCCGAUGUGGACCCAGCCACUGUGUUCGCCUCUCUGUCUCCGGAAGGUGUUCUCAUCAUUGAAGCCCGACAGACCCCUCCAUACUACCUCUACAGCAACGAAAUGCCCGCAGAACCCAUGCAAGAACCUGAGGCCAGACCGCAGGAACCCAGCAUGACUUCAACUCCAGUCUUUGAUGUCAGGGAGUGAACUGGUGUUCGCAUGCCAAUGGUAUUUGUUCCAAGCCAGUGUUAAAAUCUAGAUUCAUCAGUUUCAAAAAAAUACUUAAAUCAAAAGUCAUUAAUCUGCUAGUGAAUGGUUUGUAAAUUAAUGCUACUCUACAUAGUGUAUGGUUGGAACAAAUGCCAGAAGCUUUCAGUUACUAUAUCAAGGAAGAUAAACAAAUGUGAUUGAGCUACCGGUGCAGUGAGAAGGGAAAGGUGUGAAAUGGGAUUGUAUGGCACAUGUACUUUAUCUGCAUUCCUCUCAGUCCUAAAGUUCCCCUCAAAUGUCAACAAUUAAAUGGAUCAUUCACCCAAAAAUCAUCUCUUAUUCUCCUACGUUGUCCCAAACCUGUAUGGCUUUCUUUCUUCUGUGGAAAACAAAAGUAGAUGUGUUUCUCCAAACAAUUUGAAAUAUGACCCAAUCCAAAUAAAAAUAAAAAGUUCUUCAGAGCAUUCUUUAAAAUAUUGAAAUAUUUAAGUCAUACAGAUUUGAAAUGACAUGAGGGUGAGUACUGAGUAAAUAAUCUCUUCAUUUUCAUUUGACCCAUCCUUUUAUCUAAUUCGCUUGGUAAAUUACGAUUCUCUUAAAACCGUUGCUCCGCCAUGCCGAUCUCAUCAAGUAAGACGACACCGAGAAUCCGAAGUUGAGUUAUAAAUUCCAUUCAGACACAUUUUGGAUGAGAAAUCAAGCUUUGAUGUUGAAAUUGAAUGUUUUAUGGACUUUCUGUCCCUCAUCUUGUUUUGGCCCUGUUUGAAUAAUCAGAAUUUUUCUCACUUUGGACUAUUUAUAUGAAGAAAUGGGCCUGAAUGCUAGAGCUCUUUCUCAAGCGCUGUUUAUUGUGUCUUCUUUCUUUCUUUAUUUGUGGGUGUUAUUUUUUCUUUUUGUGUAGGGAUGUAUCCUACACACGUUUUUAUAAUAAAUGAUUUUACGAGA
Pimephales promelas (fathead minnow) is the source of this 1934-nucleotide messenger RNA. RefSeq names its product heat shock protein family B (small) member 8 (gene hspb8). Gene Ontology annotation, molecular function: protein homodimerization activity. NCBI's taxonomy places the organism in Eukaryota, Metazoa, Chordata, Actinopteri, Cypriniformes, Leuciscidae. Gene Ontology annotation, cellular component: cytoplasm; protein folding chaperone complex; nucleus. The record is from RefSeq and is a predicted model, not a curated record. Gene Ontology annotation, biological process: cellular response to unfolded protein.